AUGGGAGCUGGAGUCCAAGGAUCUAGGUCCACAAAUGCCAGGGACAUUUCAAAUCCCUCCUCAGUCGUGAAGCCAAUUGGGCAACUUAAAGCUGGUCACCAUCUUUAUGCGAAACCUCCCUCGCAUGGUUGCUGUGUGCGUGAAAGCAAUAUAUCUUGUGGUGGGCUUGAUGAGGUAAGUGUGGAACAUAAAUGUAAUUCAUAGGUAAGAAGACAGGAAAUAGUUCUGAAUCUGACUGAAAAUAAAGGAUUCUUUGUCUCCAAAUUGCAUAUAGCAAGCACCUGUGUUGUUGAACUCUAGCUGAAGUCUCAGCAUCUGGUUCCUCAGCACUCUGCACUCUCUCUCUGGAAACCUCCAGCUGUCAGGUGACAGGAACCAGCCAAUGCCUCCCAGUUCAGAAACAGUCUGCCAAGAGCUGAGAUUGGAAGUGGACAACCAAGGAAACUUAGGGGAGCAUUUUCAUUUCCAUGCUUAUGAAUAUUGAAUUGAAUCAAUUCAUCUGAUGUGUUCAAAAUAGUAGAGAAAAUUUAUGGUUGACACCACCUUGGGAUAGUUUUGACAGGAAUUUGGGGAACUAGGAAUAUUUUUAGUUCCAUCAGGGUUGAUGGACCAGCAAAUAGCUAGAGAGGAUUAAGGGGUGGGGGCGGGAAUCAGGCCUUGUUUCUCAUGUGACAGAUCACCGAUUCCACAGUUCUUAAAUGUGACCAUUUGCGACACAAGAUCUACCCACCAGGGAAGAAUGGCAGAUGAAGGUGAUGGACUAUAUGGAACUGGCGGAAAUGACUGGCAGGCUCCGAGACCAGGGAGAAGAGUCGGUGGAAGAAGAUUGGAAGAAAUUUAAAGACUAUUUACAGAAACAUUGUAAAAUUAAUGAAUGUUAGAAAGAUAUUGGAAUGAACUUAUGUGGUUUUAGCAGAAAUGUUAUAAAGGAUUAGGAAAAAUAGACUGUUAAUUGGUGAAACGAGGGAAAGUAAAGUUAUAUCAUAUUAAGAUAAAUUACAGGGCAAAAAUUGGAAAAGAUGGAAAGGAUUUGCUGAAAUAGUUAACCGAACUAGAAUACAAAAAAGGGAGGUGUGAGGAGGUCAAGAAAACAAGCUAACAAAUGAUAAGUUAUGGGAAGAUUCGAUGUUUUAUUUUUUUAAUGGACUUUUUCUGUUUUUGUAUUUUCUUUUUUUUCUUUUCCUAUUAUGAUGUGUUGUUUUUGAUGUUGUUUAAUAUGAUGUUAUUAUUUUUUCUUUUUGUAACCUUUAAAACCUUAAUAAAUAUUAUUAAAAAUAAAUAAAUAAAUGUGACCAUUUGCUGCCUCCCAAAAUUAUGCUUAAGCCUUUCCCCUCCCCCCAAAAAAACAACAACUCAAACAUGGUAGCUGGUCUUGUCAAACGGGCCAAUAUAAGGUUCAUUUGGCAAGUUUGUUGUUGUUUAGUCGUUUAUUUGUGUCCGACUCUUCAUGACCCCAUGGACCAGAGCACGCCAGGCACUCUUGUCUUCUACUGCCUCCCGCAGCUUGGUCAAACUCAUGUUCGUAGCUUUGAGGACACUGUUGAACCAUCUCGUCCUCUGUCAUCCCCUUCUCCUUGUACCCUACAUCUUUCCCAACAUCAAGGUCUUUUCCAGGGAGCCUUCUCUUCUCAUGAGGUGGCCAAAAUAUUGAAACCUCAGCUUCAGCAUGUGUCCUUCCAGUGAGCACUCAGGGCUGAUCUUCUUCAGAAUGGAUAGGUUUGAUCUUCUUGCAGUCCGUGGGACUCUCAAGAGUCUCCUCCAGCACCAUAAUUCAAAAGCAUCAAUUCAAGAGUCUGGCUCUCACUUCCAUACAUCACUACUGGGAAAACCAUAGCUUUAACUAUACGGACCUUUGUUGGCAAGGUGAUGUCUCUGCUUUUUAGGAUGCUGUCUAGGUUUGUCAUUGCUUUUCUCCCAAGAAGCAGGCACUUUUUAAUUUCGUGACUGCUGUCACCAUCAGCAGUGAUCAUGGAGCCCAAGAAAGUAAAAUCUCUCACUGCCUCCAUUUCUUCCGCUUCUAUUUGCCAGGAGGUGAUGGGACCAGUGGCCAUGUUCUUCGUUUUUUUGAUGUUGAGCUUCAGACCAUAUUUUGCACUCUCUUCUUUAACCCUCAUUAAGAGGUUAAUUCCUCCUCACUUUCUGCCAUCAAGGUUGUGUCAUCUGCAUAUCUGAGGUUGUUGAUAUUUCUUCCGGCAAUCUUAAUUCUGGCUUGGGAUUCAUCCACUCCAGCCUUUCGCAUGUUGAAUUCCACAUAUAAGUUAAAUAAGCGGGGAGCAAUAUACAGCCUUGUUGUACUCUUUCCCAAUUUUGAACCAAUCAGUUGUUCCAUAUCCAGUUCUAACUGCAGCUUCUUGUCCCACAUAUAGAUUUCUUAUGUUAAGGAAAUUAGGGGGGGGCACAAAAGUUAUUAAAUGUUACAGAUAUUGUGCCUGAAUGUAUCCUUUCAACUUGACAGCUCAGGGAAGUUACCGUAUUUUUAGCUCUAUAAGACUCACUUUUCAUUCCUAAAAAGUAAGGGGAAAUGUGUGUGGGUCUUAUGGAGUGAAUGCAGGCUGCACAGCUAUCACAGAAGCCAGGACAGCAAGAGGGAUUGCUACUUUCACUUGCAGGGGUCUACUCUCAGGCCACUAAUGUGCAUACCAUGCCAGCCUUAGGAAGGGAGGUGGGACAGGCAGGUGAAAGAAAUUGCCAAAGGUGUUUGAAAAUGGGUGGGGGAUCUUGGGAAGGGGGUGCCCAAUUGGGGCUUCUCCAGGGGCAGCAGAAUGUCUUGGGCAGGAGAAUCCCUGCAGGGGCUCUCAGACUCCCUUGGCUUCUUCUUCUUCCCUCCCUCCCAGGAAGCUGCAGCUUGCUCUGGAUUCUGCGCUCCUCAGGAAGCUGAACCUGCAAACCUAGCUGAGACUGAACCUGCAACCCUGGGCAGGAUGGAAGGAGGAAGAUGGACGGUUGACCUGGUCAGGCUGUCUCCCGCAUCUCUCCCCAGAACGUCUGAGCAUUCCCUCCCAGGACCCUUGGAGAAAUCUGGUGAGUUCCAGGGAAGAGGAGAUGGGGACAGGGAUAGACGGAUGGUGGAGGGAGAAAGAGGAAAAGAUGAAGAGGAGACAAAUGGAAGGAAGUUCCUGACAGGAAGAAGGAAGGGGUGAGGCCUUCUCCGAAGCAGCUCUUUGUUUCUUGAAUCCUUUUCCUAAAGUAGUGGGGGCAGAUUUUCUUCCUCCAGGCUUUGAAAUCUUAGGUGUUAUUUCCACGGCAGGAAUAAUUGAUGGUAAUGAUGUUGCACACCAAUCCUGAAAAAUGGGUGAAGUGGGAUGGAAAUGUUUCCCAUAAUUAUUUAUAAUUAAUGUACAUAAAUUGUUUCUAUUACUCUUAUUUUUUUUAUAGGCAGGGUCAGAAUCAUACAUUCCACCAGCAUCAAAACACAAUAGAUGCAUGCACCUCCCCAGUUUGGUGGGGUUAAGGGACAAAGGACCCGUUAUCAUGAUACACAAUUCCUGGGGCUGGAGGCUCUGCACUUAGGAUUGGGCAUAUAAAGUCCAAGAGCGUCUGGUAUUAUAAGCAAAUUGUGCAAAAUUGCCAAUCUUACAGACUGGGGUUGUUUGUGAGAGUGAGUGGGAUAAUAAUUUUAGCGCCCCUGUGUAAAGGCUUGUGUUAUGUACUGAGUUGAAUAGGAUCCAAACUGUAGCAGUCUGAUUGGUCCUAGAACAAUAGGAUCCAAAAGGCAGCAGUCUGAUUGGUCCUAGAACAAUAGGAUUCAGAAUGCAGCAGUCUGAUUGGUCCUAGAACAAUGCAGCAGUAUGAUUGGUUGGCAGGAACCACCCAAUCCUGCUCCAGAUAGAAGUGAAUCCACAACCUGAUUGGCUUACAGUAGAAUUCCAGAAUUAGCCAAUCAUGUGCAGCCCAUUGUGUAAAUAAUGUAUAUAAAGCAGAUACUGUGAGGGGACAUUCAUUCAUUCCUCCUCACCACUAUGAGCUGAAUAAAGAGCAUGAAAUCACUUUGCGACUCUGAGUAUAUUUCACUGGCGACGAGGGUGGGAUCCCGCUGAGCUGACUGCCACACACAGCACCGCAGCACCGCCAACUGCCGCACCGCUGCCUCGCACCGUGUAUCCAGGCUUCAGCUCCGGGGCACAAGGAACUCAGAAUGGCAGCCAACAGCAGCUUCUCGCCAUUCAACCCAGCAUCUGGAGACUGGGAAGCGUACGCCUCCCGUUUCACCUUCCUCCUAGAAGCCAAAGGGGUCACCGACGAAGAAGACGCCAAGAAGAGGGCGAUAUUCUUCAGCGUCUGCGGAGAGGAGACGUUUGAAAUCGCCCGGGCUCUCCUUGCGCCUGAAGACGUCGCUACUGUUCCAUACAAAACAAUAAUGGAACAGCUGAAGGGGCACUUUCGCCGCAGCCCUCAGUGGUGGCUCGUCGAAAUGCCUUCUACGCAAAGCGGCAAGCCCCUGGGGAAACCAUAACUGGGUUUGUGACCUCUCUCCGCCAAGCCGCCCGGUUCUGCAACUUCUCAGAGCUGGAGAACAUGCUUCGUGACCGCCUCGUCGGUGGCCUGAAGGAUGAGAAGCUGCAACGACGCCUCUACGCUAAGAAGGACCUAACGUUCCAGGUCGCUCUGGAGGAGGCCCUGGCAACAGAAGCUGCCGAGAGGUCGACCCAAGAGGCACGGCCGAGCCUGCCAUCCCAACCGAGGGUCCACCACGAAGACCUCACCGACGACUCAGGAUCCGACAGGGAGGAGGUGCACCGAGUACAGCAGCGCACUCAAGCAGCGCACAGACCACAGCUGCCUCGACGAGAAGGAGGGAACUGCGCAAGCUGCGGGGAGAGUCACGAGAGGAGGACCUGCCGUUUCCGCAACGCAGAGUGCAGGCAGUGCAGAAAAUCGGGACACAUCGCCCGGGUGUGUCGGGCUCGGCCCACCCGACACCAGGCAUCAGAUGACCAAUCCAAGAGCCCCAGGUCCCGGGGCCCAACGCACCAAGGCAACUCGACGGAGCUCACGGACUUCCAGGUAUACCAGUUGCCCCACCCCAACGUAGAGAAAAUUUAUGUAGAGGUACAGAUAGAGGGGGCCCCAUGCCGCAUGGAGCUUGACACGGGUUCAACUCUAUCCAUAAUCUCGGCAAGGACCUUAAGGAAACUGUGUCCCACUGGGGGUCCCAAACUCAGGCCGGCCCCAUUCACCCUCCGGGACUUCCAGAAACGUAAGGUCCCCACAAUGGGGGUGGGGACCUUCAGGGUGCAAUACCGAGGGCGGACGCGGCAACUGGACUUGCUUGUGGUCAAGGGCCCCUACAUUAGCUUACUGGGAUUGGCAUGGUUUGGACCACUGGGGCUAGCUGUCACCGGGGUGAACCACACUAGCUUACAAGUGGACGUGGACGCCAUAUGCAAGGAAUUUCCAGGGGUUUUCGAUGGGAAAUUGGGACAGUAUACGGGCCCCCCCAUUGCGCUACAGCUUGACCCCGCAGUACGACCGGUCAGGCUCAAGGCCCGCCGGGUCCCGUUCGCCUUGAAACCCCGUAUAGACGAGGAAUUGGACCGACUCGUGGAGCAAGGAGUGCUGGAGCCGGUGCCUAAUGCUCCCUGGGAAACCCCAAUCGUCACACCCGUCAAGCCUAAUGGUUCGGUCCGCAUCUGCGCAGACUACAAAUGUACCAUAAACAAGGCCCUCACGGCCCACGCAUACCCAGUGCCAGUGGUCAGCCAUGUCCUUGCCACCCUGGCUGGGUCGAAAAUUUUGGGCAAGCUGGACUUGGCCCAAGCAUAUCAACAGCUGCCAGUAGAUGAGGCCACAGCAGAGGCACAGACGAUUGUGACGCACAGAGGAGCGUUCAGGGUAAAGCGGCUGCAAUUCGGUGUCAGCGUGGCACCAGGCAUAUUCCAGAAUCUAAUGGACUCUCUCCUUAAAGGGAUUCCUGGCGUCACCCCCUUCUUCGAUGAUGUGUUGAUUGCCGGGCCCACACCAGAGGAGUUUGAGGACCGCCUCCGCACCGUUCUGCACCGUUUCCAGACGGCGGGUCUCAAGGUGAAGCGGGAAAAAUGUCUACUAGGAGUGCCUCAGGUGGACUUUCUGGGAUUUAUGGUGGACGCAGAAGGGGUCCACCCGACUGGGGACAAGGUACGGGCCAUUUGUGAUGCCCCAGCGCCCAAGAGCAAGACUGAACUUCAGGCCUUCUUGGGACUAUUGAACUUUUACCAUUCCUUCCUUCCCCACAAGGCGGCGGUAGCGGAGCCCCUACACAGACUCCUGGACAAGCGGGCCCCUUGGGUGUGGGGCCAGCGCCAGGAGGCCGCAUUCCAGGCAGUCAAGGACUUGCUUGUCUCAAACUCGGUCUUGGCACACUUCGACGAGAGGCUGCCGGUGGUGCUAGCAUGCGACGCCUCACCCUAUGGCAUUGGAGCUGUCCUGGGGCACCAACUCCCGGAUGGAAGAGAGGUACCGGUGGCGUACUUUUCCCAGACACUCAACACAACCGAGCGGAACUACUCGCAAAUCGACAAGGAGGGUCUGGCAAUCGUAAAGGGAGUAAAAAAAUUCCAUGAUUUCUUGUACGGGCGGCCCUUCACCGUGGUGACUGACCACAAGCCGUUGCUUGGCUUGUUUGCCCCCGAAAAGCAGACCCCCCAAGUGCUGUCUCCUCGCGUCCUCAGGUGGUCAAUUUUCCUUGCCAGCUACCAGUAUGCACUGAUUCACCGACCUGGGAAGGCGAUGGGCCAUGCGGACGCCCUCAGCAGGCUACCACUACCGGAAACAGGCCCUGACCCAGCACCUGCACAAGAGGUUAUGAGCCUGGAGCUGCUUCCCGACCGCCCCAUUCAGGCACAAGAAGUUGCACACCAUUCCAAGAAAGAUAGGGUCAUCUCCCGGGUCCUGGACUGGGUGUGGAGGGGAUGGCCCAGCAGCAGCCCCGGGCCAGAAUUCGCCGGCUACACAACCCGCAAACAUGAACUGUCGGCCCACAAGGGGUGCCUGUUAUGGGGAAGCAGAGUCGUUGUUCCCCAGCCCCUCUGCAAAAGGGUCCUCACAGCCCUACACGAGACACAUCCAGGGGUAGUAAGAAUGAAGGCCCUUGCCAGGAGUUAUGUGUGGUGGCCGGGGAUCGAUGGAGAGAUAGAGGCCUGGGUCAAACACUGCCAGGCCUGCCAAGAAUCCCGCCCAGAUCCCCCAAGGGCCCCAGUCCAGUCCUGGGAGUCCGCCCGAGCACCAUGGUCACGCCUGCAUGUGGAUUUCGCUGGCCCCUUUCAGGGGAAAACAUUCUUCAUAGUGGUGGACUCCUACACCAAAUGGCUGGAAGUCGCACUGGUACCGUCCACUUCCACGUCCGCAGCCAUCCGGGUACUACGCAGGCUGUUUGCAACCCACGGGCUCCCUGACACUCUCGUCUCAGACAACGGGACUGCAUUUACGUCAGGAGAAUUCCAAACCUUCACAGCGCAGAACGCCAUCCGCCACAUCCGUUCGGCGCCGUUCCACCCUGCCACCAAUGGCCAAGCAGAACGCAUGGUGCGGACCACCAAGGACACCCUUCGCCGCAUGACGCAAGGGGACUGGGAGUACCGGCUUGCCACAUUCCUUCUAGCACAGCACAGCACCCCCAGCUCAACGACUGGCCGGAGCCCCGCUGAACUACUAAUGGGUCGGCGCCUUGCAAUCAGAUUGGACCGCCUUCACCCCGAUAGAGCUCAGGAUGAGGUAGUGGUGGGGAAGGCAGGAACCCCGGACCUUCGAGGCCCAGGACCCAGUGUACGCAAAGAAUUUUGGGGCAGGCCCAGCAUGGGUACCCGCCACAAUCACCAGGGUCACUGGCCCCGUGUCGUACGAGGUGCUAACGGAUGGGGGCAAUGCUGGCGCCGCCACUGCGACCAGAUACGGCGACGAUUCCCGGGAGAAAACCAGGAGGAGGACAGGUCAGAGGAGUCCCAAGGGAACAGCGGGGCAGUGAGGCCCAUAGAGCAGGAGGGGCCAGCAGGAGAGGCAGAAUCAGUAAAUACAGAGAGGACCCGUGAGGCCGAAAGGACACCGGAACCAGAACCACGACUGAGCGAGCCGGUUGCACCAGACCAAACAGCCGCAUCACAGCCAGCAUCCUUGGAACACGAGCCAGAACCUGGAGCCCGGACCAGGGAACACCCCAGGCCACAACGCACACGUAGGCCGCCGGCAUACCUUGAGGACUAUGAAUGCGACCUCCCGGGCAGGACUGGAACUUAGAGGGGAGGGGUGUUAUGUACUGAGUUGAAUAGGAUCCAAACUGUAGCAGUCUGAUUGGUCCUAGAACAAUAGGAUCCAAAAGGCAGCAGUCUGAUUGGUCCUAGAACAAUAGGAUUCAGAAUGCAGCAGUCUGAUUGGUCCUAGAACAAUGCAGCAGUAUGAUUGGUUGGCAGGAACCACCCAAUCCUGCUCCAGAUAGAAGUGAAUCCACAACCUGAUUGGCUUACAGUAGAAUUCCAGAAUUAGCCAAUCAUGUGCAGCCCAUUGUGUAAAUAAUGUAUAUAAAGCAGAUACUGUGAGGGGACAAUUAUUCAUUCCUCCUCACCACUAUGAGCUGAAUAAAGAGCAUGAAAUCACUUUGCGACUCUGAGUAUAUUUCAGCUUGGUUCUCCCGCACAGACAUGAGACAACUCCAGUAGUAAUUAUCUCAAACUCAUAAAUCACUGUGGAGCUCAGUCUUCGGCCUGUUCAUCCCAGCUUGCAGUUGCCGAGUCCUCCAGCAAAGAAGCCCCCACUUUCGCUCUCUUUUCCCCUCUUCUCGCAGAUUCUCUCGAGCCUAAGAGUUUUUGGACAGGCUAUUUCUGGGGUCCCUGUGUCAGAGCUCAAACUGGAGCUAACAGUCUAUGCCCCGCCCCAGCACCCCCUCUUCCUGCUCUUUGUUCUUUGCUCCUGCUGCAGCUUGGCUGCUCCUCCCCUGCUUCACUUUCCAACCGAAUCACAUCUCUUGCGUUCUCAGGCUCUGUCAGCGGAGGCACGAGAGGCUUGAGAUUCACAGAGCUGACACCCUGUAAUUUUGUCCGUCCCUAAGCUUCCAUGGAGAUACUGUGGUACAACCUUGGUGCAAAUUUCAACAUAAGUACACAAAGCCAACAAAGAGACUCAGAGGUUUAUAGUGGCACCAGCUUUCCUGGUCAAAAGUCCACUGACGUCUCUGCUCUGCCCUCGCGGUCCUAGGCAAUAAUGCUUCUUGAUACUAGUUUCUGGAAAGCACAGGAAGGCAGAGAAGACUCUUGUGCUCCAGUCCUGUUUGCCGGUUUCCCACAGGCAUCUGGUUGGCCUCUGUGAGAAGAGGAUGCUGGACUAGGUGGACCUUUGCCUGAUCCAGCAGGCUCUUCUUAGGUUCCAAUAUAUUGCAAUAUUUCUACAGUUAAAUGUAGCACUUAAGUUUCACUUAUUUCACAUGGGAGACACUGUUACUCGAGCCUGAGAUCAUUCACUUGAGAAAUAAAAAUAGAGAUGUGUCUAACAAACCAGUUUCAGCAUAGAUCUGUAUUAUAAAAUGAUGCUGCCUUAUUAAGUUUGAAUAGAGUGAUCAUGUUUUGCUCUUGCCACUGUCUCAUCAGCUUUGCAAAAAAUUUGGAACCUAGAGAGGACAGUGGAGAAUGAAGGUGUUACAUCGAGAGAAGGUGCAGAUUGGGAUGGACAGGUGUUCAGUUCCCUUUUUUGUCUUUCUUGAAAGUCUAACAGGAUUCUCUUUCCUCCCAGACUCCCAAACAGGUGAGGAAGAUGAAAGUCAGAAUUCUAUGGAGCCACCUGUGAAUUUAUGGGGGAAAACAAAAAAAUUGAGGAUACAACAACAAACUCACAAAGGAGAUAAACGAUUUGAAUGUUUUGAAUGUGGAAAGAGCUUCAGUGAAAGUGGAAAACUUAGAAGACACCAACGAACUCACACGGGGGGAGAAACCAUUUAA
Podarcis lilfordi (Lilford's wall lizard) is the source of this 9899-nucleotide messenger RNA. The record is from the annotation of a GenBank genome assembly. NCBI's taxonomy places the organism in Eukaryota, Metazoa, Chordata, Lepidosauria, Squamata, Lacertidae.